This is a messenger RNA of Rotaria sordida, 1445 nucleotides long. The record is from the annotation of a GenBank genome assembly. NCBI's taxonomy places the organism in Eukaryota, Metazoa, Rotifera, Eurotatoria, Philodinida, Philodinidae.
UGAAUUAAUUGAAAUUUAUUUUUUGUAUAUUUAUUUAGGUUUUUUUUCAAUCUGACUUCUAUCCUAGACAUUCAGUGAUCGAUUAAAUAUACGAAAUAAAUUUUGUUUGAAUAAUAAAGCUGAUUUUACAGUAGGUCUUUUUGAAAAUUAUGAAGAAGGACGACUUGAACAACCAAAAGAAGUUUUUGUUGGUAGAUGGGUAUGUGAUGGAGCACGUCAUUUAGUUGAUAAAUAUGAUGUUCGAAAACGUUAUUUUAUUGGUAUGUUAUAAUAAACUAAAUUUAAACGUUCAAAAUAGAAAGUUCGAUAAUGGUAUUAUUGAAUUUUAUAAGAGAACUAUCGUAAAUGAUGAUUUUACACUAUUCCCAUGCAAUAAGAUCCUCUUUAAGACAAACCUAAGUAAAUCAAUGUAUAGGACGAAACAGUUUUGUUAUGUAGAUAUCUAAUUCCAGUUCUUGCUUCAGAAUAAUCAUAGAAAUUCAUGAGUCUCUGUAAUAUUUUGAAUUUGGCCAAUAGCAUAUUUACCAUUGGCGAUAAGUUUUUAUCCCAAAUUCAUAUUAAAUCAGUGGCGAUUGUUCUCUUACAAGGAAAGUUUUCCGACUAAUAAAUCAGUUUUUUGCGUCGAGACUACGUGCAUGAUGUAGAUCCAAAUGAGCUAUGAACACUUUGAAAAGAGUUCAUGCCCUUAGGUUAUUACUGUGGAGAUGCUACACUAUUACGAUAUGUUCUAAAAUGAAUGCUUUGAAUUUCGAUUUGAAAUUUUGUAUAGGGAUAGAUCUUAAUGAGAAUAGUUUCAAGUCUUUUGAUUUGUUUCUAUCCGGAAAUAAGAAUAUAAAAUCUAUUGAUUUAUAUGAGCAAUGUAAAAGAUACACUAUUACGAUAGUUAUAUCUUUGGAUAGGAAUAACGGCAAGAUCUGAAACACUCACGUUAAGGCGUGUCUCUAUGCAAAGUUUCAAGUCGAAACUCACUUUUUUUGCACCAUACAAAUCAUUUGAAAAAAUACCGUAAAAACCCAGUAUCUCCGUUGAAAUAAGCUAAUGACACAGACUCUUUUCAGGCUAUUCAUAGCAUAUUUGGUUCUACAUAAUAUACAUAGUCGUGAUUCAAAAGUAAUUUAUCAGUUGAAAAAAUUUCCUAGUGAGUAGUCGUAUUUUUAAAGAUUUUCGUCAAUACUUGGCAAUACUUCUUCUAAUGACCUUGCAGUGUGACUAGACAAUAAGAAUCAAUCAUUUAAACGCAAACUAUGCUACUUCUAAAAGCUAUGAAUUAAGUAUCUAUAAACUAAACAGUAAUAUAAAAUAGCCUAUCGGUCAUUCAAAAAAUCUAGGAAUCUCAAGUGUAUGUUAUAUUGAUUGAAAGAAUUCCGUAGAUUGAACAAUUUAUAUGACAAAAAAAACCAUUAUCGUUAAUCACGAAAAAUGAUCAGUUCAAUGAGCUCUUACAU